Messenger RNA from Diorhabda carinulata, 483 nucleotides. RefSeq names its product small nuclear ribonucleoprotein F (gene SmF). The record is from RefSeq and is a predicted model, not a curated record. The transcript is spliced from 2 exons. Gene Ontology annotation, molecular function: RNA binding. Gene Ontology annotation, biological process: spliceosomal snRNP assembly; mRNA splicing, via spliceosome. Gene Ontology annotation, cellular component: U1 snRNP; catalytic step 2 spliceosome. Lineage: Eukaryota; Metazoa; Arthropoda; Insecta; Coleoptera; Chrysomelidae. Bases 155 to 421 code for a protein of 88 amino acids.
UACCAUUUUAUCAAAUGUCAAAAAUUCAGCAUUUGUAAUUUAUUUUAAGGUUAAUUCGUUAUUCUAACGUUUAUUAAUUAAGAUUGUAUUUACCUUUAAAAUACCUAUAGUAUUUAAUUUUAUUAUUAUUCGUAUAAAUUAAUAAUCCAUCAAGAUGUCAACUGCUAUGCCAAUUAAUCCAAAACCAUUUCUCAAUGGUCUCACCGGGAAAGCCGUCUUAGUGAAAUUAAAAUGGGGCCAUGAAUAUAAAGGUUAUCUUGUCUCAGCUGACGGAUAUAUGAAUGUACAAUUAGCAAAUGCAGAAGAAAUUAUUGACGGAGCUGUUGCAGGAUCGUUAGGGGAAAUUCUGAUACGAUGUAAUAAUAUUUUAUUCAUAAGAUGCGCCGAAGAAGAAGAUGAAGAGGGUGAAAUGAGGGAUUAGUUUAGUCUUAGUAUAAUUUAUAAUUAAGUUUUUCUACAAAUAAAAAACUUUAAUAAGUAUAA